Messenger RNA from Enterobius vermicularis (human pinworm), 462 nucleotides. Lineage: Eukaryota; Metazoa; Nematoda; Chromadorea; Rhabditida; Oxyuridae. The record is from the annotation of a GenBank genome assembly.
AUGUUUCGCGACCAUUUCCAUAUUCUGGUGAUAGUAGCUUUAUGCUUUGGCCAUUUUGUCAAUAUGGCAGCUACCCCUCAUGUCAUGCCGGGCAUAAAGAAUGCGAGUAAUGACGGGAAAAAUCGCAAUGCUAUUCUGAAUGAUGCCGGUCACAUUGUGUCGAAGAGGUUUGCGGAAGUGGAGGUUCCAGCUGGGCAUCAAGAUCAAACUAGAGAUCUCUUUAUUCGCCUGAUAAAUCAGUCGUUUUUGAAAAUAUUUGGAAACGAUGGGGCACCUGCAGUCAACAGUGAAGGCGUGAAGACGUCAAAGGCAUGGCUAGGUCAAAGAAAGGUAGGUCUUGCUGUAUUUCUGAGGUUGUUACUGGCUACUGAUUUAGGUCUUGGAGAGAUUACUGGUACCAUCGGGACGCUAAGCGUCAUCCCCAUCGCUUCAGCGCUGAAAUCAUGGAUUGUAGGACUCUGA